This is a messenger RNA of Tetrahymena thermophila SB210, 1617 nucleotides long. Its product is annotated as transmembrane protein, putative. Lineage: Eukaryota; Ciliophora; Oligohymenophorea; Hymenostomatida; Tetrahymenidae. The record is from RefSeq and is a predicted model, not a curated record. The transcript has a single exon.
AUGUGGAUUAUAGUUGCAUUAGUCAUUUUGGAAAAACUAGGCUUUUUCAUUUAUUUUUAUACUCAUAAGCAAUAUGAUAAGUGGUAUUAUCAUAUCGCUUGGGAGAUAUUCCACUUUGAUCCAGAUAAUAUAUUCACAAAUGAAGUGAAAAAUGGUAACUUUAUUCCAAACUAAAACCAUCUCGUCAACAUUAACCAAAAUAAUAAUAACAUCAAUAAUGUUAACAACAUUCAAAAUAACAACAACAACAAUAAUAUAAACAAUAAUAACAACAAUAAUGUUAAUGCCUUAAUAGCCUAAAAUAAAAUAAUUAAUAAGUAUAAUUUAAAGAUUCCUCUUAAUUUAUUGGUUAGCGUGAUAUUUCACUAUGCGAUACUAAGCUACUUGCAAACUUCUGAUUAGCCUUACGAAAAGCAAAUGACUUAUAUGAUAAUCUCUCUUAUCUUGCUUUUUACUAAUCAAGUUCUGUUAUUUUAAAGACUUUACUUUAGAAACUUAAUAAAUUUGCAUUAAUAUCUUUAUAUGAUAGCUGAGGGACUUGCUUAUCAAUACACUUAGUUAUCUUUACUCGCAUUAAUUUAAGAAGUAGGCAACAAGUGGUAUGUAUAUAUAAUUGCUUUCAUAUUUGCUGCAGUUUCUCUUAGCAUGAUUUUAGAAAGAAAUACCCAUUUAUAUUUUACUGAGUCUCUUAUUUAUCUCAUGAUAAAUUAAGUUUUUGGACUUAGACUAGAAGCGGAAUUUUUAUAUUCUAAGCACAACGAUAGAUGCUAAAAAAUAUUUAGCUACAUACUUUAUGGUUUCUUUUCUAUAUUGUUUUGGGUUGCUCUGCUCUUACUAGUUUUAAUUUUUGGUAGUGACAAAAUGUACUAUCUAAAUUACUCUAUUCCCAUAGGAAUUUUAGCUGCAUGUUUCUUCUUUUUAUUUUAAAUAAUGGUCAUCGUUAGAUAUAUAUGGAAAUCUCCUCUACAAAUUACAAAAAUUGUAAGUAAACUUGAAGAAAUUGAGUAACUAAGGAAAGCUAUCAGUCCAAUUACUAAAAUAGUUAGUCUUUAAGUGAGUUUCAAUAAUAAUGACACCAUGGAGUAUCAAAAUAAAUUAGUAGAGGAAAUUACUAAGAAGAUACUCUUCAAAUAUAAGGAUAUAAUUUACCAUUUUGUUGUUUUUAACUAGCAGAAAGAACCUAUUUUGAAUUUAGAAUUCCUUUACGACUCUUAAAAAAUCAGGAUAGUAGGUGUCAGACUAAAUUUUGAAAAUAUUGCCCAACUCGAGUUAAUUUGCAACGAAAUUCAAAUUUAAAAAUUCAACUAUUUUGAUUUUGUAGUUAACAUGCAAAAUUUAGCAAGCAUAAAAAACUAGGCAAUACAAAAACUAAUUAAUUAUCCUUUGAUUUGUAUUAACAUCUCUAAAAUUUCUAAUAUCAUCAGAGGGGAUGAGUCUUUCUUAAAUUAUUGUAUAUACAUGAAAUAAGUAUUUUACUAGAUAAAAGCUACGCAGAUUCAUAUACAAAACCUUCUAAUUAACAAUCCUUAUAGCAUUUACUACGAUCUCUAUGAUGAUUUAAGAUUUCCAUUAAUAUAAAAAAUGGGUAAUCAUAAUAAUUUGUAAAUAAACAUUUGA